Molecule: messenger RNA, 360 nt
Organism: Eimeria maxima
Lineage: Eukaryota; Apicomplexa; Conoidasida; Eucoccidiorida; Eimeriidae
Product: 40S ribosomal protein S26, putative
Exons: 3
Coding region: 1-360 (119 amino acids)
Biological process (GO): translation
Cellular component (GO): ribosome; cytosolic small ribosomal subunit
Molecular function (GO): structural constituent of ribosome; mRNA binding
Source: RefSeq, a predicted model, not a curated record
AUGCCAACCAAGCGCAGGAACGCCGGCCGCGCCAAACACGGCAGAGGCCAUGUCAACCCCGUCAGGUGCAGCAAUUGCGGCCGCUCUUGCCCAAAGGACAAGGCCAUUAAGCGUUUUAACGUUCGUAACAUUGUCGAUGCAUCUUCCUUGAGAGAUUUGAGGGAGGCCUCCGCAUACCAUACCUACAACCUCCCCAAGUUGUACAUCAAGCAUUCUUACUGCGUAUCUUGCGCCCUUCACUCCACUGUCGGUAGGGCAGGUUCCGUUGAUGGGGCUACCUCUUGGGUCGAAGCUUUCGCAGGGGCUCGUGCCGCGGGGACUCCUUGUGGGUGGCUCUGCAUGGCGAAGCUGUUGAUGUGA